Molecule: messenger RNA, 669 nt
Organism: Amoebophrya sp. A25
Lineage: Eukaryota; Dinophyceae; Syndiniales; Amoebophryaceae
Source: the annotation of a GenBank genome assembly
CAUCCGUGGCACAGGACACCGACCGGCAAGAGGGAGAAGAGCUUCACCAAGCAGAAUCUGAAGGCCCUGGCCAAUCAAAUCAAGAGGCACCAUCACCACCAGAGCAAGUGGACGAGAUGGGGGAGCCGAAACCGAAUGCCGAAGCAGUGAUGGAAGAGAAGCUUGGCCAACCAACACCACAAGCGCCAUCACCAGGACCACCACAAGAACCAGGAGCCCCAGCGGACUCCGUGCACCCAGCGGACUCCGUGCACCCAGCGGCCUCCGCGCCCCCAGUGGAAGUAAAGCUGAAAGAAGAGUCUGACUCCGACCGACCACCACCUGCAGCCACUGGCCUAGCAACAGCCGACAGGGGCAAGCUGGUGGGCCCUGUGGUCGUGCCGUCACCACCGCCACCGGCUGCUCCGGCUGCUCCGGAGGAGCCCGGAAAAGACGAACCGGCAAACGACCCUCAUCAAACGCCAAAGGUCCUUAAGGCUUAAGCUUGGUGCUUACCUAAUACUCCGCGUCUAUGACGCUAGGGCUAUACCGAGUGGAUUCCUUGCCAGUUUCAAAAAGUGGGUGGUGGCUUUAAUGUCCAGAAAGGGAACCCACUCGAGUCUGCCUCCCCGGCAAAUAAUCUAGCACGAACUCUAACAUCAAUCCAGCAGGUUCACCCUUGGCACCGGG